Pomacea canaliculata is the source of this 2956-nucleotide messenger RNA. RefSeq names its product tankyrase-1-like. NCBI's taxonomy places the organism in Eukaryota, Metazoa, Mollusca, Gastropoda, Architaenioglossa, Ampullariidae. Gene Ontology annotation, molecular function: protein binding. The coding region runs from base 1140 to 2573 and encodes 477 amino acids. The transcript is spliced from 3 exons. The record is from RefSeq and is a predicted model, not a curated record.
UGGAUCCACGUCUAGGUCCAUGGCUGCUUAUACAUUUUUGUUGGUCGAUAAAAGGAACGUGUACAUGAAUCUUUGUUUGCAUCCGCGCCGAACCCGCAGUUCUACAUCGCAUGAAGGGAGUGGGUGACGUUGAUGAACACCAUACUGUCAAUGCACAGAGAAAGAGCAGACGACACGAGAGCUCUUGCGUUUAUGGAAGUGCAAACGUAAGCCAUUACAGGUCUUCGUGAGGGCCACAUGUGGAAAAUGCCUGCGUAGUUUGUACAUGUUUUGUCAUUGCAUUUUUUUUUACCAACCACACAAGCUUGAAUUGAAGUGUAUAUACCAUGCGCACACUAGAAGGACUAAUAUUUACUGCACUUGACCCCUCCCCAAAACAUUCUCGAAGCUCAAAGAAAUGCAGACGAAAGUUAGCCCAUCAGGCUCCAUUUGCGAAUAAAGCGAUUCAGAUGAAAGGAAUCGCCCUAAAAGUGUUGUGCUAACUUAAAAAAAGACUGAUAUUUAGUUCUUAGAUUUCUCGAAAUACAUUAAAAUUUCAAUCAUCAUUAUGAUUAUCGAAAUGAAAACGAUAGCUAGAUUUAGUCGAAGAAGAUCAACGGAGCCAUCUAAGGAUUAGCCCGUUAGAAGAUCUGAUGUAAACAGUAGUGUCGUCAAAUGUAUGGUAUGGCAUUGUCUUGAAUAAUCCCUUGAUCAUUAUAAUUGGAAAUAAUGGCCAAUUCCUUUAUGACUAGGAAACAUAGAGAUAGCAAUUUGAUUUAAUAACAUUAAUGGAACUGCUUUAUAUCGGGACUUAUUUCCUGGUUUAGUCGUAGGACUCAUUGGAUGUCGUAAAUAAACAUUUUUUGAAGUCUUUCUAAAAUUUCUGAGAUUGACUAAAACUUGUUCAGUAGACAGUGUCUCCAUAUCAAUGGAAAUAAAAGAUGCAGUUGUGUUCGUGUAAGCAAAAAAUGAGCAACCAUGGAACUGAACAAGCCGUGUUCUUUUCAUUUAUUUACAUAAAACGAAAGUAAAUAAGGCAGUCGCACCAGACUUUGGCAUUUGUUCCUUGCAUUCACAGCUUCAUUAAAUCGGGAUAAAACACUUUUCACCCUCCCCCCAAUUAAAAAACCCUAAGGUUUUAGUGAUGCUGUAGAUUUACAAUGGGGCGACUCCGAAGAGCCCCGAUUUUUGAUGCUGUUUGUCGAGGUUCCUUGACGGAGGUUGAAUCUCUCCUAAAAUCUGGUAAGAGCCCAGACACCACUCUUCCUGGGUGCCCGACACCUUUGUACCAGGCAGUUCAGCUCCAGCAUCAAGACAUUGCAGUUGCUCUCAUAAAAGCUGGUUGCUCCUUACAAAAAUCAAAAUCCUUGUUGACUGUUGCACCUGUACUUUUGAUGGCAGCUGAGUUCAACAUGAAAGAAGUAGUUUGUGAACUGCUGCAACGACCAGACUGUGAUCCUCUUUUGCAAGAUUCCAAGGGUAACACAAUCAUGCAUAUAGCAGUGAAACAUGAAAAUGAAGAGCUUGUGAAGAUGCUUCCCCGGGACAGAUAUGUCACACGAAGGGAUGAUUAUGGACAGUCUCCCAUUCACAUUGCUGCAGAAGUAGGAAACCUUGCAAUAUUGCAAAUUCUUCUGGAUAUGGACAAAACAAUAAAUGAUUUCUACUGUAAAACAAGGACCGAUCAUAUUUCAUUUGUUUCCUAUACCCAAACAUCCAAAGAAUUGUAUUCUUUGAUAAACUUACCGACUCUGGGAACUAAAAGCACACCUUUGCAUUUUGCUGCAAAGAAUUAUCAUGUGGAUGUUAUUGACUUUCUUUUGAAGAAUGGAGCAGAAGUGAAUGCUAUUAAUAUUCAUCAUAGCACACCCCUACAUAGUCUGUGCUUAGUAGGAGAAUCCACAUCCCAUGAAAGGUGUAUCAGAGCAGCAGAAAAGUUACUGGAAGCCGGAGCAGACUACACGAUACCCGGUCUGUACAACGAGACCGCUGGAUCUCCACGCCGACGUCCCCCGUCUCUGACCCCCAUGAUGGUGGCAGCACGCCGGCAGUGCCCUGCCCUGGUGGAAGUGCUGGCGGAGCGAGGCGCUGACCCCAUGACCAGAGACGAGGAGGGAAGAACAGCCCUGAUGGUGUCCCUCUACUAUGGGGACGACCAGAGUGCCGCUUAUCUCUUGUCACAUCACCCUGAGGGCGAGCAAACACACAGCCUUCAGGAUGUACAUGGCUGCUCCUGCCUGCACUAUGUCUCCAGCUGCAGACACCAGGAGGGUGACCUGACACGCCGGCUCCUAGAACAGGGUUAUUGUUACCAUGUUAGAAAGGGCGAGAACCCGCUGCAGUCCAACUACUCACCGCUCAACAGUGCCGUGGCGGCCGGUAAGGUCAGCGUGGCCGAGGUGCUGUUGGACCACUUCCCCCGCCUGCUGCUGGACCUACCUGGCGAAAACGAGGCUGAAUACCCGCUCCAUGCCGUCGCCCACCUGCUCGAGACUAACGACCAUGUGACCAUCCAAAUGACACGCUUGUUCCUUAGUCACGGCGCUGAUGUUGACAAAGAGCUGCAGGGGCUUACUCCCCUCAGAUGGCGCUGAGACGCGGACGCUGGACCCUGGCGGAACUGCUCCUGGCCGUUGGCUGCCGGGUGAACUUCGACCUCGCCGAUGUUCUUGACUCUUUUGCGGAGGGCCCCAGACUUGAGCGCCUGAAGGGAAUCGUCGACGGACAGCGCCGUGUGCCACCAACCCUGCGACAUUUUUGUUUGACCGUCGUUCGGCAUUGCGUCAGGCUCAGCAAGUACGGGUUUAAAGAUAUGUUUCAGCUGCCUCUGCCCGGGAGUGUAGUACUACAGUUACGAUACCUGGAAUAAGUUGGGAGUGGUCAUCACGAAACAGAAAUUCCCUUAGACAAGAGUGUUUUCGGCACAUGGAGAAUUUAGGCAGCUUCUGUUUUUAAUAAAGUGCAUGUACUAAUAACA